AUGGCGGCGCCCCCGAGCGGCCCGAACGCCGAGCCGCCGGCGCUCUCGGCGGCGCUGGCGGCCGACAUCAACGCGUCCUUCCCGCGGCCGGCCUCCGUCUUCCAGCUGGCGGGUGCGGCUCCGUCCGGCGGUCGCUUUGUGCUGCCGGACGUGGCGCUGCGCAAGGUGGUCAAGCGCCCCAUCUUCGAGAACUUUGACGAGACGGCGUACAACGUGAAGCCGCCGACGCAGAUGCUGCGCUUCAUCGACGCGCUGCGCUACCACAAGCCCACGCCCGAGGAGAGCGAGACGCUGAACCUCAGCAGCGCCACCGAGAGGAUCUACCUGCACGUGCUCAACGACAUUUUGAUGAUGUGUGGGGCGCGCAAGGGCGCGCGCUUCAGCUCGCUGGACGUGAACCGGCUGAGGAUAAUUGCGGAGGGACUGGAAGCGAGGUACCAGGCCGUGGACGAAACCUUUCGCGCGCUGCCCUCGGAGGUGAUGCGGUAUCGCUUCCCGGGCGUGAAGAAGCUGGAGGACGAUCCGUCGCACUUUGAGUUCCUCUCCAACCGACGUCGGAACAGCUUGGUGGGGAUGGAGUCGCUGGACUCGGAGACGCAGGUGAGGCGGCAGGCCUUCCACUUCCAGUGGCUGGCGCGGCAGUACGUGGUGACGUUCGCUCAGUUGAAGUCGGCGAUGCUCGAGAUCUGCGAACGCGUCCAGAAGGACAUGGCCGAAGCGGGGGCCAUGUCAGCCCCGACACUCGCUGAUAUCAACGAUGCAGUAGAAGCAGAGUUUGAGGCGAAGACGCACCGGCCGUUCCCGACGUUCCUCUUCGUGCUCAUCCAGAAGUACCAUCGCGAGCGGCGCAACAAGAGCACAGCGUGGAGCACCGACUCCGAUGAGCCGCCCGUAGACUCCAUCGGGCAGUUUGCCCUCUAUUUAUCCAGCGUGUUGCUCCAGCCCGCCCCCAUGACGGUUGCAGAGCUGCACAGUGUCCAAGUGCUGCUGCAAGUUGUGAAAGCGCAGUUCCGGGUAGACUACCACUCGAUGGUGCUCGUCGUGACAAGGGUAGUACAAGCAGAUGGCCAAGUGAUCGUGAAUACGUCGUCAACAUCAUGUUUAGAUAGCGGAGCAAAUGGCGUCGAGCGGCCAUCGAGACAUUCUCGACGCGACGGCGACGUGCGCGUGCUGACCCACGACGCGCUGGGGUCUCUGCUUUUUGCCUUUUUGACGACCGUCCGCGAGCUGCGACUGGUACCGCGCGAGAAAGAGCUUCUAAGCCGCGGGAAGAAGACAACUACCAAGAGGAAGAAGGAGGAGAUGCCGGCAAGGCCCGUGAAUCCGUCGAUAAGAUAG
Phytophthora sojae is the source of this 1338-nucleotide messenger RNA. RefSeq lists its product as hypothetical. Bases 1 to 1338 code for a protein of 445 amino acids. NCBI's taxonomy places the organism in Eukaryota, Oomycota, Peronosporomycetes, Peronosporales, Peronosporaceae. The record is from RefSeq and is a predicted model, not a curated record. The transcript is spliced from 5 exons.